Messenger RNA from Pseudomyrmex gracilis, 1158 nucleotides. RefSeq names its product ufm1-specific protease 1 (gene Ufsp1). The transcript has 4 exons. The record is from RefSeq and is a predicted model, not a curated record. Bases 427 to 1086 code for a protein of 219 amino acids. NCBI's taxonomy places the organism in Eukaryota, Metazoa, Arthropoda, Insecta, Hymenoptera, Formicidae.
GCAGUGGUGUUGCAUCAGCCGUACCGGUUAGAUGUGCGUAGUUACGCUUAGAUAUUUUUGGACAAUCUUCGGUGUUUUUACACCGAUUUCUUCAGUUUAUCAGUAUUUUUAACGAACGUACAACUCCGUGGCUUGUACCCAAACCACGGUUUAGGACCUGUGUCACGAUUCCUAAAGACUUAGAAUGGCGUAUGGACUAGCUUGAAACGGUCCUUUGAGCCAUAUAUGCACCAACCAGAUAGAAUGAUGCAACAGCGCUGAUAGCGCCCUCCCCGAACGCAGUCUAUACAUUCUACAGGAUCUGACGAUCCAAUCGGAUUAUUUGCUAGACGUCAAUUCGUCAAUUUGCGCGAUUGUUUAUUGUGUUGCUAAAUUAGGGUUAGGCUAACAUUUCGUAAGAUUAAACGAGAUAUUUAAAAAAAGAAAAUGUCUUAUAAAUUGUUAACAAAUGUUCAUAAAGAUAUACCUGUGCCAGACAAUGGUCAAACAUUUUUGAUAAAAGGAAAUUAUGAAUAUUGGCAUCAUUGCUGUGAUACUUUCAAUGACAGAGGUUGGGGAUGUGGAUAUAGAACAUUGCAAACUAUUUGUUCCUGGUUUAUACAUAAUAAGCAUAUGGUUAAUGACGACAAGAUAGUUCCAACUGUCAAUAAAAUCCAAAGAAUUAUUGAUGAAGUGGGAGACAAAACCAGUACAUUUGUUGAAACAAGAAAUUGGAUAGGAACUUUUGAAGCAUUUCUUGUUCUGAAUCAUCUGUAUAACGCCUCUUGCAAAAUAAUUCAUAUUUGGAAGGGUAUAGAAGCGUUAAAAGCACAAACAGAUACAAUUAAAAACCAUUUCACAGAGUUUGGCAGUCCCAUUAUGAUGGGUGGAGAUAAAGAUAUCUCUAGCAAAUGUAUAGUAGGAAUACAUUUUGGAGAUGUAUGUACAUACUUGUUAAUAGUUGAUCCGCAUUUUGUUGGAAAAGCAGAAACUGUAGAAGAUUUGAAGAAAAGAAAUUGGGUGAAGUGGCAAAAUUUGGAUGAUUUCGACGAUAGUUCGUUUUAUAAUCUGUGUUUGCCACAAGUAAAAUGUGAUAUAACGAAAUAAUUUUAUAUUAUUUAUAUAAAUUUUAAUAAAAUACACAAUAAGAUUUUUCACAUUCACAGUGUAAGAUGUUUC